UUCUAUUCACCACUGAAGUGAAAUAGUUCAGUGUGGAUUUGCCCUCACAAUGGUGGCCUUGCUGUUUACUCUGGCAGUCUUCCUCGGUAGAGCAGUCCGAGUGUGGUCGCAGGCUCAGGACAUCCAGUUGUUGGGUGGGGAUGUUUUAACUGGAAUGAACUUCUUAAAUGCUGAGGAUGGAGCAAUUGUCAGAGUUCUUGGCCCUGUCACAGUCGCCGACACCGGAAGUCUGACAAUCGGACCAGGGAUAGAGCUUCAUUUUCCAAAGGCAGGGGAGAUAACCGUUCUAGGAACCUUAAGAGUAGAGGGUACAGAGGAGAACCCUGUGCUGUUUAAGACGGAAAAAGCCGGAGACGUAUGGGAAGGAAUACAUGUAACAGGCCCAGCUUCACGGCGAUCCGUACUUCGAUAUUUAACCUUGGAAAACACAGACACAGGGGUAAAGGUCACAACGGGGGCAACGAUGACGGCACGUAGAGUGACAGUUACGUCGCCGAAGACGUCAGGCAUGGUUUUUGAAGAGAGCAUUGACAUAAAGAUGUACGAUAUUAGUAUCGUAUCAGCGCCACAAACAUCCUGCGCCAUUUGUGUGAUACUUGGGCGAAACUUUCUGUUGGAUGGUUGUGACGUAGACCGAGGGGAGGGUCACGUAAUCGGAAUACAGGCUAGAAACACGAAGGAUAUCACAGUUAGCAAUUGUAAGAUCUCUGCUGGGAGUGCACGGGGCUUCGAAUUCACAGACGUACACGGAAACGUUACCGUGACGUCAUCAACGUUUACCACUAACUACGGCGGUUCUUUAAUACAGACCAACGCGGAUCGCAGGGCACGUGUCCGUGUGGAAAGUAUUCGCUUCACCAGCGUGAGUUUCUCCGGUCACUGUGUGAAGAUCGAGUGUCCGGGAUUCCGACCAGGGGAGGUCAUCGUGAGAAAAGCCGUAAUAUACGGCUGUGACAGAGCACUGGAUAUCACACUCAACAACCAGUCUCUUAUUCUUGCGGACAGUCAGUUAUACUUCAGUCACCAGGCUCUCAACUUAAAACUCAGUCACCAAAACAGCCAAGCUAUCCUCCAGGGAAAUCUGUUCUACUACAAUUCCAACUCGGACAGAUUGCCAGCUGUGGGCAUUACCAUUGAACCCUCAGAUUUUAACGGAGUUCUGCGGAUAUUCAACAACCUGUUCCAGCAGAACCUGUGCGCCUUUUCUCUACGCAUUUUACACAUGUCGCCAAGUAAAGCUAACGAUGCCAAAGUUGAAUUGUUUUGGAACCAGUUCCUCACAAAUAACGUUAGCCAGAGCGGUGCAGGAGAUAAGUCUGUAGUAAUGCUGAAAUUUUUCGAUUUACCCGCACAUUUUAUAUUUCAAAACAAUUCCAUGAACAACCCAGUAGUUGAGUAUGACCUGGCCGUGGGCGCAACAUCUUACGAAAGAGGAUAUGUCGUGGACGUUUCCAGAAACUCAUGGGCAUCAAAGAGGACUAGACUACAAAUAGAAGGAAGGAUUUUGGCUCAUCACUGGGAUCCUGGCAGAGCCGAGGUUCUCAUUGAGCCAUUUGUGAUUAGUUUUGAGCCAUAUGUCUUGUGCGAGGAGAAGGUAUGUUAUUGUCCAUCUGGAUACCAAGGCAGGCACUGUGAAGAUCACAGCUGUCAUGAACUGAACAAUUGUACGGGUAAUGGCAACUGUAUGGGACCGAAUGUGUGCCAGUGUCAAGACGGUUGGGAAGGGAUUUCCUGUGACCAGCCGAUUUGCCCACAAAACUGCUCACUGCGUGGGGACUGUCUAGCUCCCGACACGUGUAACUGCAUGGAAGGUUUCACGGGAAAAAUUUGUGACAUUGUCGUAUGCCCAGGCAAUUGUUCGCGCCAUGGAAAUUGUAUGGAGAACGGCGAGUGCCUGUGUGACGACGGCUGGUCUGGGGAAGCUUGCGACGUAAGUCUAGGAGGUGUGGGGAACAACUGUUCCGGGCACGGAACCGUCGUAAGUGAGAAGAAAUGUAACUGUACGGACGACUGGACAGGUGACGAUUGCUCUGUAGCAACAUGUGCUUCAUUGCAAUACUGUAAUGAGAGAGGGAAUUGCAGCAUUUCGGGUAGUUGUCUGUGCCUCGAGGGCUGGCAUGGGGAUAGAUGCUCCCUGGCGAAUUGUUCUGAAGUUAACGACUGUUCUAAACAUGGGGAAUGCACGCAGCCUAAUGUAUGUGCCUGUGACGUUGGUCGAUCCGGGCCAAGCUGUGAGAACUGUUCUGUUGGUUUCUGGGGACGGGAUUGUCUCCCUUGUCUUGACUGUGACCAUGGAACCUGUAACGAUAAAGGUGCCUGUACCUGUCAUAAUCUUAGAUGGACGGGAUCGCUGUGUGAUCGCUGUGCUGUGGGGUAUUACGGUGACAAUUGUCUCCCCUUACCAACUGUGAACCGCGUUCUGCCGGAUGGAGGCCCCGGUGCCGGGGGUACAGUAGUUCACAUACAGGGUCAUAACCUAAAGAAUGUUUCGGAUUACAUUUGCAGGUUUGGAGAAGUUGAGGUACCCGGGAUACUAAUCAUAGACAAUGAGAUAGAAUGCAAGUCUCCACCUGGAGAGUCUCUGACUAUACCAGUCAGCGUAAAACCGGAUAUACCGGGAGAAGUCUUCGCCGACAGCCUCUCAAACUUUACCUAUUAUCAUGAAUGUCCGGAAAGUUCGUGUGGCGAGAAAAAGACCCCGUCACGUGGAAGUUGUGUUCUUGGCGCAUGCUCCUGUAACCCACCAUGGUCAGGUGACCAGUGUUCGACUCUCCGCUUGGCCCCAGACGUUGCUAAAAUUCCAGCCCAAGAAAUUCAUGAAUUUAAUGAUUUUCAUCUCGAGCCAACGUUGAUCGAGGGCACAGAACCCAUAUCAUGGACAUUGGAAAGUAAUGUGAAUGGUAUGAAGAUUGACGUAGUAACAGGAUUUGUCACGUGGUCUGACGUCACUGCCAGUCCCGAAGAUGUAACAUUUACCAUUUUUUGUCACAAUGACUUGGGCUCCGACAACGAGACAGUUCGUUUGACAAUAUUACCUGGGUACCACGUGACCUCAUUGCAGCUGGAUCCAGAGGGACCAUUUACAGUUCCCGUCCCCGUGACGUUGUCUGGGCAGGUGAAGCUCAGUACGGAGAAAAACAUAUCUGGUUCACUUCCAAUUCAUAUCAGAAUAAAACACGGUAACGACACAAGGCUGCUUGAAACGAACGCUGACAAUGCAUCUCUGACGUUUGAGGAGAACUUUUAUCCGGCGAAAUCAGAUGUUGGUUUAUUUCAUGCUGACGCUCGACAUCCUGCCGACUCUGACUUUGAAUCACGGGUCACGUGGUCUGUAGUGGGAUUACGGACAACUCCUCAGUCAAUCACUUGUAAAGGUCUCGUUGGGAAUGAGAUCACGCAAUCGAUUGUUAUAGAAAACCACGCUUAUGAACCGCUCACGGACUUACGAUAUGCGAUUGAUGGUGACACAGAAAACAUCAUCCUCAAACUGCAGACUGGCAACAGGAGAAACGUACCUCAAGGUGACGUCAUAGUUACGGAACUUGUUAGCCAACAGCCAUUUCCUGUCAACAUUACCAUGUUAGCUGACGUUGCCGUAUCCACUGGCUUACAGAUAACGUUUAUGAGUGCCGAGUUGGCAAACGUUACAGUGGAGGUCAGCGUUGACAUUGGGGCAUCGGGGCCGGUUCUUGUCAUGAAUCCCAACGAGUUAAACAUUACUAUCUUCAGGGGAAAGGAACGCACAUUCGAGGUAAUUUUGAAAAACACGGGGACUGCAACUGCGUUGAACUUGGAAUUACAGCCCCCGACUUCUGAGGAUUUAUUCGUUUUGUCGUUCGACAAGCUUGAUGUAACAGAUCUCGACUACCCGUUCCUCGAUAUACAUCCUGAGGAAUCCGCCAUGCUCAAUGUUCUGGUGGCGCCCCCUGCUGAGGCAGAUAUCGGCUAUAAGCAAGGCAGCAUUGUAGUGACGUCACAGGACAUCGAGUCUACGCUUUGGGUGAAUCUGUAUAUCUUGUCUGAAGAAACUGUCAACGUCACAGUUCUAGUAGAGGACGAACGCGCAUGCAUGACACAUGGUAGGCCUACAGCCGGCCUGUCGUCAGCAGUUGUGGAACUAUCAAACGAUAACAGGGGGUUCAGAGUCCAAACACCCACGGAUGAUUUGGGCGUGGCCACAUUUACGGGACUCCACGAAGAUUACUACGAACUAUCGGUGACAUCUGUCAGUCACAAACCACAAUCCUCGUUCAUCUUUGUGACUGCCGGGAAGGAACAGUUCAAGGUCACCUUGGAGAAGAUUGCCGUGAACCUGUCAUGGGUACAAUCAGAUGACCUUAAGAGUAGGGAUGGAGUAGCACUUCAGGCAGACAUCUCCACAGACGCUCCAGCUCCUGUUAUAAUCGUCACACCCUUAACACUGGAUCUGAAUGCUAUCGAGCAAGGCAACAUCAACAACAUCAACAUGCGGUUGGAAAACCGCGGAGGAGUUACUGCAUACAAUGUAACGAUCCAACUGCCAGAGGACCAUCCAUUCCUGCGAUUUGAGGUGGACUCGACCCAAGUUGGUGACAUUCCAGUGAAUGGGACAGUUAUGGUGCUUGUGACGGUACGUUUUCUGACCACAAAUCCCGAUGUUAACGUCACCAUGGCUGCGGAAACAGAAACUUUCAGACAGAGGACAAUUUCUGAUAUCCCUCACCUCUUACUGAAAGUUUUGUAUAAUGGCGCUUGUGGGACAAACCUACCUAAAGAAGUUCAUGUUAUCAUGAUGCGAGGCGGGAAACCAAACGCAACAAGCGAGGCUGGUCCCCCCAGUGACGUGGAACUUCCGGAUUUAGACUAUAACAUUCCCCUGGAACAGUCUGUAUUUUGUGAGCCCUGCUUGCUGACGGUGUCAGAAUGCACGCGUUCCAUCAAAAUUCCUCGAGAGUGGGCAAAGUGCGCUGCGGGAACGUUCCGCACCAUGAUGGAUGAACGGACGCUCUAUGGGACCUUUUUGGGCGGCUUCAUCGCUAUGCUUGAACUGUUCGUCUCGUGCGGACAAGUGCCAGGAUAUUCACGGGCGCUGAACACAAACUCAUCGGACUCUAAUGUAUCUCGAAGGACAUGUGUUGAUGAUCUGAAAAACAGCUGCGAAGAGAAAUAUUCAUUCCCAGGUGAAGAAAGCAGUGGGAAUUCGGGAAGGGGCAGAGCGCCAUCAGUGGCUGAGAGCAGACUUGUCGUCCAGGCGAUUUAUAACAUACGUGAUGCGCUUUUACCCAGUAGCUGGGACACAUUUGUAGACCCUGUCUGGUUCACCCAGACUGCCAAGCCCAUCCUUGGGAACUCCUCAGCCAGCAGUCUCCCGUUAAGUGAACUUACGGGACAAUUAGCUACCCAUUUACCCCGUUCCUUGGAGCCGGAACAGGCAGAGGAAUUUUUUUCCAAACUCCGCCAUUUUUCUCCUUCUACCAUGUCAAACCUGCUUGGUCCUUUCAUGAAAGGACUAGAUCUGAUGACUGAGAGAGGACAUUCUGACCCGCUGACGUGGUAUAACGAAGAACUGAAGUCAUUUAGUCAGUCGCCGAAGGACAAACAUUUGUGUGCCAAGGCUAAACUGAGACUCAAUCAGAAGCGGACAGACGUGAACAGUCACGUGAUCGUCACCAUGGACACAGAAAAUGGCGAACUGACAAGUUUGUUGGAUGUACUGGUCAACAUUUCCAUUGUUCGUCUGAACGACAGCGAGGAUUCUUCUCAUUUGUUCACAAUAGAACUUUACAGUACUCCAGGAUUCGAGACGGAAAAUACUGGGUUGGCUUUACCUUUGGGGGCCUCAGGGAGCCAUCAAUGGCGGAUAACUCCAUUGGAUAUGGCGGCCACAGAAGAAAGAGUCAAAUAUAAGAUAUCCGCUGUGAUCCAUCACACUUUUAGGGGCAAGCAACUGGAGGUUCUUAUUCGAGGAGACAUCCUAACAGUCUUAGCAUCACCACAUCUACAAAUUCAUAUUUUCUAUCCUCGCUUUUCACCGGAUGAACAACUCAGGCAAGAAAAUGGAACCGACGUGCCCCUUUCCCUUAAGAUGGUUAUAAUGAAUAAUGGGACUGGAGCCGUAAAUGGGCUGAAGGUAGAGGCUGCUAAGUUGUCUCUACGCAGCUGGUCUACCGGUAAGGGUAUUCGCUGCCUCAUCCAUGACGUGGUAACUGAUGGCGAAAUUCAGUCGAAGACGUUUGAACUUCAUUUGGGGACCAUAGCGGCGUCGCGAACAGUACUUGUCCAGUGGGUUCUGCUGUGUCCGGAAGCUGCAGUGUUUGACAAUUUGACCUUAUCUUUCGUCCAACUGAACAGUAAAGAUGAGUCCAUUCUGAGCACACAUGAGAUGGUAAUGUAUCACGAGGUUUUCCACGAAGUCCGCGUCCACGUGCCGGCAUACGAUGAUGAAGAGGUGGACCCGUUGGUAUCUUUCAACAGACAGGAGUCUCAGCGGCCAGAUACAGUGUUCAGAACGGACACCGGGUUUACAACAGCUGACGUCUUUACCACAGACAACAUCGAUGUUUACGAAAUUCUGUCUGAUGAUGGAAAGACCGAACUACAGAUUCUGGUCGAAGAUACUAAAGAGGGAUGGUAUUGGCUCGAAAUUCCUUUUGAUUUCCCUGACAACCAGGAGCUCAAAGUAUGCAGGCGUCAAGAUGCAAAAAAAAUUGCUAAUCGAACAUAACGUCUGGCUGGGCAAAGGCCAAGACGGUGAUAAAGCGAUAUACAUAUUUGACUGGUUCUCUCUGUAUGACUGGGGCGUGCGCAGAAAAAGAGAGGCGACCGCAUUCAAUUCAUAUUUCAUUGAGUUAGG
This is a messenger RNA of Liolophura sinensis, 6832 nucleotides long. RefSeq lists its product as uncharacterized. The coding region runs from base 50 to 6703 and encodes 2217 amino acids. The record is from RefSeq and is a predicted model, not a curated record. The transcript is spliced from 31 exons. NCBI's taxonomy places the organism in Eukaryota, Metazoa, Mollusca, Polyplacophora, Chitonida, Chitonidae.